Nothobranchius furzeri (turquoise killifish) is the source of this 6107-nucleotide messenger RNA. RefSeq lists its product as uncharacterized. The record is from RefSeq and is a predicted model, not a curated record. NCBI's taxonomy places the organism in Eukaryota, Metazoa, Chordata, Actinopteri, Cyprinodontiformes, Nothobranchiidae.
UCUCUCUCUCUCUCUCUCUCUCUCUCUCUCUCUCUCUCUCACACACACACACACACACACACACACACACACACACACACACACACACGCACGCACGCACGCACACACACACAUUCCCUUCUGCUUACAAGGAUACGGGAGCUUGCAUGGCGACAGGGAGAGGAGGUCAUGAUGGAGAAAGGCAGAGGGAAAGCAAGAGAGAGGCAAAAGGGACGAGGCAACGAGAGCUGACACUAUAACUGCCUGUUUGCUCACUCUUGUCUUCUUGCUCCCCCUCCUGUCCUUUCACUUCCACUCGCAGCACGAACACACAGACAACUAGGUAGGCACAGCGAAGCGCAGAGCUGCGAGGGAUGGAGAGACAGGUUCCCACGUGAAAGGCAUGAGUCCACGGGAAGAGGAGAAGAGGAGAUAGAAGUCAACCCAACCAGAGAAGAGAGGAGAGGAGAGAGGAGGAGAAAAAGAAUUGAGGAGGAGAGGAGCAGAUGGGCUCAGGGAAGGAAAUGGUGUGAACCUCACCGAGCAGAGGUGACAGAGAGGUGAGGAUUAAAACAAACACGAGGGACGGAAGAAUGGGAGGAAGAAACGUGAAGGAAUAACAGAAGAGGAGCGAGCACUCGUGCUAGAAAGAGAGAGCACAGAGGGCAGCGGGAGAGAGAGAUGUGAAGCUCCACCGUCCAGUCACGGGAGGAUGAGCUACACAAACAGAUGAACUGACUGAUAUAUUCAAAUCAAAAACCAAGAAGCCAAAUGAAAACUUCUAAAAAACAGGCCCUUAUGGGAAAAUGCUCAAGAUCAUCUCAUAUCUUGGUCUUUCAGUCUCCUGAACGAUCAAGGGACGAAGCAGACGGAGAAGGAGAGGCCGCGACAAGUCAAAGGAUGGACUGGCUACAUUCCCUUCCUGUCUCCCUUUGGCACUGUGAAGACUUUCUCAUAGAAGGAUAAAGAGAAAUGGGAAUAAGAAGAAAGAGCGCAGGACAUGCACAUGUUUAGAGUACUUGAGGAUGAAUUUAUUUCAUUUUAUUAUUUUUCAUAUUUAUAUUUUUGGUAAAGUAACAAUAGAGAUCCAUGUUUCUGUAGAGCUGAGCGACUGUGAGCUGUUGAAUCCUGGAUAUGCCUUCCUGAGGACUGUCUUAGUUGAACAGGAAGGUGUAAAACUAAGCUGAGCCACUAUAUUCUAUGUUAUGAAGAGACUUGUGAACCUUAGACCUGUUUUGUGAUGAAACUGGAAACCAUUAAUCAAUCAUCCAGGUCUCUCUUGCUUUCAUUGCUAUGACGAGAUAGUAAUGGAAGAGCACUUUCCUUACUGACGCGCUGACAAAACAAGGUCUUUACUACUGCAGAUUGCCCACAGAGCCUGUGGAUGUUGGGGGAAGGAGGGAAACUAGAGAGAUGGUGAGCAAAGAGCCGAGUCACUCGCUCACAGGCCAGAGCAACAUCAAGAGCACCUUGGCGGACAAGCUGCCGGGGACAAUGACUGUACGCUCUGUUCUGCUCAAUCGAGACUCUCCAGAUAUCGAGAGCCGCCUCAAGAGGCGCCGCAGUCGUACCCAUCAGGUCCGAUUUAAAGACCUGGAGGAUGGCAGCAGUAGUAGUGGUAACAGCGCCACGGGAGAAAAUAAUGGCCAUCAAAGGCCGUUAAAAGGCUGUGACAGCCCACAUGCUCUUUGUAAACAUAACAGCAUGUCUCCCCACCCAUGGACUGACAAGCUACAGACUGGUAGCCUACCUGGUCAAACCUCUGUAGUGGGGGCCGUGCGUGGGGACAUGGCUAGCACUAUAGAAAAGGUGGCAGCCUUUCUAGCACGGGCCCCUCCUCAUCCAUUGACCCCUGGCGUUACACGACGAUGCUGGGCACCACCACAGGUGAACUCCCUAACUUUACCAAUGACACGAAAGCCCAGCAAGAUCACCAGCACAGCCAUCCAGACUUCGCCAUGUCUCAAAAAACCCCAUUCUCUCUCAGCCACACACACAAGAAGACACAUUGGAGACUCCGUUGGUGUGGAUGGGGAUGAUGAGCACGACUCUCAAGAUGAGUAUGUCAUGCAAAACCAUUUGUUGCUGCCUGUGUCCAAAGAUCAGAUAAGAACUCUUGCCCUUAGCGAUAAAUCUGCAGUGGAACGGAGAUCUAAAGCAUCGAGGACAGAUAGUAAGUCAGCUGUUGUUGCAAAAACUUCCAGACACAGUUGUCCGCCUUCAGUCCUUCACAGCACUGAGGCAUGUCACCGUUCUUCAGUUUCCUGUCGUGAUGGCCCCAAUCGUCAGGGUAGCAGCACCCCCUCUGUGGCAAGGAGGAGAAAGCGCUUAAGCAGGACAACAAGUGAUCCUGGAAAGGAAGUUCAUUACUGCACCACCCCCACACAGACCGAAAGCCCCAGACGAUCCCCCCCACCUCCAAAUACAAAACUCUGUACCACACAAGUUCAAACUGAGAGUCCCUCUCCAGCUCAAAACUCCAAGUUCUGCACCACCCAAAGUCAGACAGAAAGCCAACAUCAGUCUCCCCCUUUGAGUGACGAACACUGCACAACCCAAAUUGAAGCCACCGCUCCAACCCUACCUCCAGACAUUGAGCCGUGCACAUCUCAAGUACAAACAGACUCUUCCUGUCACACUUCUCCAAAUCAUAAACCUUGCCCUUCACAGAUGCAAACAUGUAGCUCCAUUGCUUCCCCACCACUGACUGUAUCACCCAGCUCUGUGCAAAUACAGUCUGACAACCCUGCAUCCCCACCUGCAGCUCAAAACACUCCCACCACCAAAAUUACUACUGUGCCUUACUCUACUUCUUCUCCGCCUACAAAAGCACCAGUACAAACCCCUGAAGACUGCACAAAGCGGCCUUGCUCAUCUCCUCCCAAGACAGCUUGUGUCACCCCUCCUCCUCCUCCCAGUGCCCUCUCUAUUCUUACCUCCACCUCCACACCUACCGCUGCCCAAAACUCUAUCCCCUAUUAUACUGUUGUGUCCUCACAAUCAAUCCCUAGCACAGCUGUUGUCUGUUCUAGUCUUUCUUCAAGUGCACCUCAAUGCUCCCUGCAAAACUGCACCUCUCCUACACCAAAUCCAACACCGUCCUCUUCCUUAACCUGUCCAACCCUUACUGAUACCACCAGUCCUAUUUCAACUUCCUGUGCCCCCACCAAAAAUUCUGCCACUGCCCCAAAUAUAACUCAACAACCUCUAUCAGCUCCAACAAAUAAUUUACCUCCCACAAAUCUAACACCCUGUACAUUUGUGACUCAGACUGCCCUGUCUUGCACCUCCAUAUCAUAUUAUACAACCACACAUCCAGCUGGUCCCCAUGCAUCUCAUUUAAAUCCAACUUCCCCCUCUUAUGCUACCCUCAUACAAACUGUAUCUCGCUGUAACAUCCCGUGCCAGCCCCUGCAACACACCUCCCCGGUCAGUACAGGAAAUCCUUCCUAUUCUUCUUCUGUCCCAAAAUUAAGAUCUUGCACCUCUCCACCUCCAGUCAUUGCAGCGUAUGUGUCCACUCUUCAGAAUGUUCAAUCUUGUGGGACUCCAGCUAAAGUCGUUCCUCUCUACUCCUCCACAUUUCGUGCUGCGCCGCCGUACACCCCCCCCUCACAGGCCCACCAUUACUCUCAGGACAAGAGGGGUAUUCGACUUCCUCCUCCUCCGCCGCCACCUCCACCCUACACACCACGGAAAAGUGAGCCGCCAAGUCCUGCAGCCCGAACACCCAUGCUCAGGGCAGAGAGCAAGGCUAGCGGAAAAGAUAAAGAGGGGGAGAAUGAGAAAAAAGAGGAUUUAAAAUGUACAGACUCACCCAGGCUGUGUGAGAAAGCCAACUCUCUGAAGCACAGAGCUCAAACCCCGCCAGUUGCUGUGAUGAAGGGAGAGAGGCACUCCUCCUCUUCCUCCCCUGCCAAGGCAUGUUUUAAGCCCAGCUGUCUCAGUUCGGCCCAGGCUCAGCUGGGGGUUCUACACAAAAUGCUCUGCUCAGGAGCCAACGCCAGGCCCAACACACCCAACAGCCAACACAUGCUCCCUCCAAACCAGCAGGGUUGCUCUGGAUCCAGGGGCUGCUUUGUCUCUGGGGAGCAGCCUACAACUCGGCCCCUGACCCCCACCCAAGCUGACACUAUAAGACAAGUCCAGGAAAUUCUGGGGGGGUUAAUGUCAGGGGCCAGGUGUAAACUGGACCCAGCACGGGUGACGGAGAUGCUCCUGAGUCCAAAUGGUCCUCUGCAUGACAUACGCAGCCUGCAGAACCAGCUGCAAAGCUUGGAGGGGGUUCUGGAGACGAGUCAGAACACCAUUAAGGUCCUGCUGGAUGUCAUUCAAGACCUUGAGAAAAAGGAAGCAGAGCGAGAUGGACAUUCCUACAGGACCGGACAGGACAUUGAGAACUGUGGGACCUGCAGGGACUGUGCCUGCAUCAUCUACAGUGUGGAGCAUGACUUCCGUCUACAGGAGGGGCAGGUGGUGCGCACGUGGAAGGUGGGCGACCCUCCUGAAGGCUCUCCACAGACUCCCAGCCCCCAGGCGGCAACACCGCACCAACAAGGCUCCCCACAGCUCGUGCAGCCCCCCGUCACCUCCAAGAAGAACCGGAAGAAAUGCUUCUGGUUCCUCUGAGCAUUGGGGCAGAAACGUACAUUUGAUUCUGUAAGGCACCUCACAUGAUUCAUUUGAAAUGGAUUCAAAUUCAAACACAAAACCGAAGAAGGAAGAAGUGACAGAGGUUGUGUUUUACCUACUUCUGUUGGAGUCGAGGAAAAGGGUUUGACUCUGCUGCACAUGUUGUUACUGUUGUUGUAUUUUUAAUGCCUCUUCAGCACUUAGAGAUUUGAUACAGGUGCAGGGAAGUAAAAGUGCUGAAGUCGAGAAAAGCAAAAGUUUACCCGGUGUUAUGACUCACAGUUAGAAAGCAAUUAGGAAAUAUAAAGAGAAUAAGAACCGUCCAGGGAUACCGAACAGGAGUCAAGGCAGCAGAUAAGGUGGAGAAUAUUUUUAAAGGGGAGAUUAAUAGAAUUUAUGAGCAAAAGGGAGAAAAUUGCAGAAAAUAAAACUUAAUCUCUAUUAAUGGACUAAUGAGGGUCAGAACACCAGCUUUUAUAUCAAGAGACAUUUAAGGGAAAAGAGCUCAAAUGACCGAAUUUAAAGCUUUUACUAUAUUGUUAUUGAUGAAACCACUAUGUGUGUCCACAUGUACAUACACGCACGCACGCACGCACACACACACACACCCACACACACACACACACACGCACAUCUAUUUACAGAAGGAGCAUAUGUUAAGAGAAAACAAUGAGUUCUGUAUAUUUCAGAGCUAUUCUGCUUGGAUGCUUUAUUUCAGAUAUGGAUUAUUGCUCUAUAAAAGUAUUUUACCACAGCUGCCUUCGGUGUGCGUGUGUCAUUCAGGUUCAGCUUCAUCUUUUUACAAGCAAAACGGUUCUCCAAAACCUAUUCCAUUCAUCAUUCCAGGUCUUGCGAGGUAAACAUAAAAGCCAUUACUAUUGGGCAAGGACGUGAACGUUGUGAUUUGACUUGUCGCUUCAAAAAAGGAAUGUUCAUCGAAACAUUUUCCGAUUCUAAAACAUGAGUGAGUAUUUAUGGUGCUUAAACAAAACAAAUACAAUUACAUCUGCAAAACGUACUUGUUGAUUUCUCAUGAAUGGCGUCCCUUUGAGCAGGAAUGUGUUUAAUUCAUCUGUUCAACAUCUAAUUUACUGGAUAAAUUACCCAAAAAAUAAAAAAAUAAAAUAAAAUAAAAGCCAAGUUUUGCCUUUAAAAAUUACAUUUUAGAAACUUAACAAAAAAUAUCAACAUGAGAAGUCUAAUUAUUUGUCUCUUGUUGGGAAUUUGGCAAAGUAUCACCAUCCAUUUCAAUAUUACCUUGACAUGUUGCUGCAAUGAAAGGAAGUUACCGCUGUGGGGGAAAUAGUAUUUACCUGCCAGGAUUCCUCAGAAAGAAAAACAUUUAUUCAAAGUAAAACGGUAACAAAUAAUCAAACUAUUAAUGUUUUAUUACCUACUCCCACUUGUGUUUGACAAAAAGAAGAAUCCUCCUUGUUUCCUUGUUUAGUACCUCUUUAGCCAGAAUUGCUAAAACAAUAAAGAAUUUUUGAUAAUCA